Messenger RNA from Suillus clintonianus, 1739 nucleotides. RefSeq lists its product as uncharacterized. Gene Ontology annotation, cellular component: nucleus; cytoplasm. Lineage: Eukaryota; Fungi; Basidiomycota; Agaricomycetes; Boletales; Suillaceae. Bases 1 to 1560 code for a protein of 519 amino acids. The transcript has 6 exons. Gene Ontology annotation, molecular function: tRNA-specific adenosine-34 deaminase activity; protein binding. Gene Ontology annotation, biological process: tRNA wobble adenosine to inosine editing. The record is from RefSeq and is a predicted model, not a curated record.
AUGGCUGCUCUUCUAUUUACGGCCACGACUACAGACGACGCUUCAGGGGGUUUAUCUACGAAAAAUUCAUCAUCCGAGAGUGAUUGGAUCUUGAACCGUGAAGGGUGCUGCAUAAAGACUGCAGAAGGCAAAGGAAGAGGUGUUUAUGCGUCUCGUAUUAUACCACCGCAGACUGUGAUCGAAGUUAGCCCUGUGCUGCUUUUCACCAGAACUGAGUACGAGGACCAUGGAAGACAUACGAUCCUGGAUCACUAUACGUUCAAAUGGCGAGAUGGGCGGAUGGCUCUUGCCCUUGGACUCGGCUCCCUUUUCAAUCAUUCGAGCCAUCCAAACGUGACAUACACAGUCGAUCCUGCUCAUGAGUGUAUCAAGUACACGUCUACAAGGACAAUCAACCCCGAUGAAGAGUUGUGUAUCUUCUACGGCCAUAAGCUCUGGUUUGAUCCCGUGGGUACCGCAGAAAACUUGGACCCUCAAGUCUCCCUCGACCAAAAUGACCAGUCUGAAUUUCUUCAUAUUCUUGCUAUCGAUAGCGAAGUCGAUGAGGCUGAAGCAUGGAGCACUGGCGACCCGAACGAUAUCCUGGAAGGCGAAGCUCUUCCGUUCAUUUGGAAAAAGCUUCAGAUAGACGAAGAAGAAGAGUCCAUGGAAGACAUCAGAACAAUGCAAGCAUGGGCGGUUGACAUCCCGGACUCGAAACACAUAGCGACGAUGUUAAAAUGGUUGAAACAAUCAGGUCUUGAGAGCGAUACACUAUCGCACCUCAAACGCAUCCGGAAAAAGGAUCACUUGUCCACCCUCCUUCUCACUGUCUCGCCUUCUGUUCCCUUACUUCCCAAGAAUAUCGAUAUUGGAGAUCCCUAUCAGAUCCCUGUCCCAUGCAAUCCUGCUUUAACACAAACGUCACUUGUUUUUAAAAAUACGUUGUGGCCUACUGUAUACGCACCACGACGGAAAUGGGAGCCCGAAAAAUGGUCUGUUGCAAAAGUUCAAUGGGCUCGUGAUGCCAUCAGUCAUAUUUUACGAGAAACUGCUCAGACAACAUCGAGUGACGAGCUUCCGGUCAUCGCACACGUGCCCAAGCCGUUUGAAGACGAAGCUCUAUCUCUAUUACCUCGGUCAUUUAUAGCCAAAGACACGCGUGUAUCCGCCGGGCAUCCUCUACGCCACGCCACAAUGAACAUUAUUCGCGACAUCGCCGAUUGGCGUGCAUCGGCGUCCCCCGCUGGUAUUCUACCCGAUCCCCUGACGCUCGUGGCUUCCCCUUCUGACGGCAGCCUUGGAAUCUCAAAUAUAUCGAGCAAUGGCACAAAUUAUCUCCUCACUGGGCUGACCCUUUUUAUAACCCAUGAACCAUGCAUCAUGUGCAGCAUGGCAUUACUGCAUUCUCGCGUCAAAGAGGUUUUCUACAUUGUUCCCAUGCCACAGACGGGAGGAUGCGGUGGAUCUGCUUGUCUGCCUGCACUCAAAGGUGUUAACCACCGGUACAACGUCGCCCAGUGGAGAUUAAGAGAUGGCGGCGCAGCCCCAGCACAUCUUGAUGAUCAGAUAGAUGCAUGAUGAACAGAUACAUAUCGCGAUGCUUAUUGAUACAAGGAUUAUUCAAAGAUGCUACCCGGCCAUCCAAGGGAUUCUUCCAACUUCUUCUGAUGUUGAUGAGCCUGGCGCUUGACGAGCAGAUAGAUAUCUAGAUGUUUAUGUCCACAAUGGUCAUCAAAUAACACUAUCCCACCCCACCA